Sebastes umbrosus (honeycomb rockfish) is the source of this 1289-nucleotide messenger RNA. RefSeq names its product epithelial membrane protein 3 (gene emp3a). The transcript has 5 exons. Gene Ontology annotation, cellular component: plasma membrane. The coding region runs from base 393 to 890 and encodes 165 amino acids. NCBI's taxonomy places the organism in Eukaryota, Metazoa, Chordata, Actinopteri, Perciformes, Sebastidae. The record is from RefSeq and is a predicted model, not a curated record.
GUAGAGUCUAAAUAAUGGAUUUAAGCAUACAUUACCUCAUCAUAUUUUGUUCCGAAUUUUAAUGCAGAUUGGACUUUUGACAGCUUUUGAGGAAAUGUUCUGUGUUUAUGCAGGUUUACGGGAAUGUCACUUUUGGUGCUGAGUUGGUCCAGACCACAGAUUUGAGGGGGAGGGCAGUGAAACUUUAGAGGAAAUGGGUGUUGAGAACUCCUCCUACAUCUAAGCCCACAUUCCUCUUCUUUCCAAGUUUGGGAGCUGAAACGUCUGUGAGGACGGAAAGAGCACAGAGGGAGGAUAACAACAACGGGCAGUGGUUUCCCUCUAUGGACAGAGCUGGUGUGAGGCACUGAAGCUGAAGGGAUACCAGACUCUUCCCUCAUCUCCGAGCAGCCAUGGUCUUCCUGCUCAUAUUCCUAACCGUGCUGCAUCUGGUCACCUUGGCCAUGCUCCUCAUCGCCACCCUGGAGAAGUCCUGGUGGAUAUGGGAUGAAAUGGAAAUCACAGACCUCUGGUAUAACUGCUUCCAUGAUAAUGCCACAAACACCUGGAUGUGUGCUGCUACCAAUGAAAGUGACUGGCUGCAGUCUGUCCAGGCCCUCAUGGUCCUCUCCGUGGUCUUCUCCUCCAUCUCCUUCCUGGUUUUCCUCGGUCAGCUGUUCACCAUGUCCAGAGGAGGACUCUUCUACUUCACAGGCCUCUGUCAGGCCUUUGCAGGUUUAGCAGCCUUCGCUGCCUGCCUCAUCUUCACCUUCCACAGAAAGGAGAUCUUAAGUGACUCCAGAGAUCUGAGCAAAGGACGCUUCGGCUACUGCUUCAUCCUGGCGUGGCUGUGUGUCCCUCUCCUCCUGGUCAGUGGAGUCCUCUACGUCCACCUGCGCAAGAAGCAGUGAGCCAAAACCAGAAAGGAUGGAAAAAAAACUAAUAAGUGCUAAUCACUUUACAAUUAACAGUACUAAGCGCACACGAGGAAAUGAUGACUGAGAAGGAAAUAUCUCUUUAAAUGAUACAAUUCUGUUUACUUUCUGGCUCUGUAUCCAUCCACCCUACCGUGCUGCAAGGUAUGCAGGACAUCAUGUCAUCAUGGUGUGAGACAUGUUGUCACUCAAUACCAGAUCAAGAUAACUAAAUCUCAGUCAUGCUGUAAGAUACACAUAUUCAUAUGUUACAGGAAGGAUUCUGAUAUAGGAAUAUUAGGUAAUGAACGCAUAACUUGUGCUUAAUGUAUGAUUGUUUUUUGUGUAUUUUGUGUAUAUAUCUCUGUUUACUUAUUAAAAAAGCAAUACACUGAU